GGGAUGAGCACUAUCAUAGGCGAUCCUUACCAAGUUAACACCUAGUCUUUGUCCAGUGCAAUUGGAGAACCCAAUGCCAUUUGUGGAAGCAUGCUCUAUUCAUCGUCAGCAUAAGUCACAUCUGUUGAGGAACUCAGAAUCAAAUGCGUCAUCACACCCUUUCUUUUCGUUUGUCAGCCGAAAGUGAGGGAGGAUAAGUGAUGAGAUUUUUCAGUAGUUUGGGAAACGACGAACAAGAACCGACAUGGCAUUCACAGACAAUGACGAGCCAGCAGACUCGCUGGCUGUUCUAAUUUCCAGUCAUCUCACCGAAGCCCCUUAAUUGCAUUUUCAGAGGCACAGUAGUGCAUUUUUCACAAUCUGAUUGGAAGUCGAAAGGCGGAACCCAACAAAUUAUUCAUUUCUAUUAAGAUGGGAACCGUACCUUCAUGCUGCAGAGCAUCUGAGUCCUCGAGGUCUCGGGUACGAACCAGGCAGCUGCGUUUUUUGGCCACAGACCAAUUUGUGAAGUCUUUAAGGCGACUACGGCUGCGAAAAAGACUUAAGAUCGUAGGAGCAGAUAUGUCUACUAAAUUUCUGCGGAGAGGGAUUCCAGUGAAGGACAAUGUAUUACUAAGUAAGUCAGAUAGAAAGUUGGAAAGCAAUUAUUUUGGGAUUUUACCUGUAUUACCAGAUGAUGUUGCUUUGCAAUGCCUUGCAAGAGUUCCUCGGAUGUAUCAUCCUGUGCUUCGUUGUGUAUCCAAAUCAUGGUGUCAAUCAAUUGAUAGCCGGGAGUUCUUGGAGCAAAGGCAGUUGCUUGGUUGCUCUGAGGAUUGGCUUUAUCUUCAUGUUGGGACUUCACCUCACUUGGACGAAAGGAAUGUAGGGAAGAGAAAUAGAUGGCAACUUGUUGGUGGCUACAGUCAAUGGCAUGCACUGGAUCCUCAGAGAUAUAAAUGGUACACACUUCCACCAAUACCGUAUGAUCAAGCUGUUACUGGGGGGCAAGUAGUCUUGGGAGCUGCUUCAGCUGUUUUGCAUGGAAAGCUUUAUGUGAUUGGAGGUGCUCCUUUUGGGAAAGCAGCAAUUAGGGAUGUGUGGACUUAUGAUCCAAGGAAGAACAAGUGGAGAAAGGGAGCAUCAAUGUCAACUCCUCGCUUUGCUGGCCUGGUAGGAGUCAUCAAAGACAAGUUGUAUGUAGUGGGAGGUUCAGGAAUGUGUCACCUCACAGGCUAUUCCAUCCCUUGCUUGGAAGUUUAUGAUCCCAUUACCAAUAAAUGGCAGCAUGCAGCAAGUGCACAAGAGGCAGUUACUGAGCAUCCUUUCAAUCCGCUUAAACACUCAGCUGUGUUGGAGGGAUAUUUGUGUGUAACAGGGCCACAGAAUGUUAAUGGGAGCAUGAAUGGGGGCAUGUAUGAUCCUCUUACAGACAAAUGGUCAGAGAUAAAACCUGGCUUACAUGGUGGAUGGGGUAAGCCGAGCACUGUUAUGGAUGGUAAGCUCUACAUUGUUGAUUUUGGUUGUUACAAGCAAUACGUUCCAGAAGACGACUGUUGGGUGCCUGUAAAAUGCGAGACUGAAGAUUUACUCUUGGGGUGGGAUCCGAGACUGAUUUUGGCAAUGUCCAGCAGCAUAGAAAAACUCUACGUGGUGGGAACUAUGGGAUCUGCACUCAUAGUGAUGGUUGUUCCUGUCAAGAAUAGCAAGAUCGGUCAGAGUAUUAGAUGGCAUAUGAUGAAGAUUCCUAGUGGUAUAGAUUUCUUGGGUGACAUGGGGUAUUGCUCUUGCCAGAUACUUGCAUAUUAACAUUGAUUGCAGUCCUUUGGAAUCUCAAAUAUGGGUUGUCCUGCAAUUUGUAUUUUCUUAUGAUUCUAACCUCCAGUGUAAAAGCUCGCAAUUGAAAUGUGAGCUUGGAAGUCCUAAUACUCUUCUGGCUUCACCUGGAAAAGGUCUUUGCCAUGUAUAAUGUAUUUUCCAUCUGUGCUAAUGCUCUGCUGUGUUGUGAAAAGAAUGAACAUACAUAGCUGCAGUUAGUCCAGAUCAACUUUGUAAAUAUGCGCUGUUCAUAAUCAAAGUAUGUGUUUAUUUAUGAUUAACAA
Messenger RNA from Cryptomeria japonica (Japanese cedar), 2078 nucleotides. Its product is annotated as F-box/kelch-repeat protein At1g55270. Gene Ontology annotation, molecular function: protein binding. The transcript is spliced from 3 exons. The coding region runs from base 412 to 1785 and encodes 457 amino acids. Lineage: Eukaryota; Viridiplantae; Streptophyta; Pinopsida; Cupressales; Cupressaceae. The record is from RefSeq and is a predicted model, not a curated record.